Messenger RNA from Aspergillus campestris IBT 28561, 240 nucleotides. Its product is annotated as dolichyl-diphosphooligosaccharide--protein glycosyltransferase subunit 4. The coding region runs from base 1 to 240 and encodes 79 amino acids. Lineage: Eukaryota; Fungi; Ascomycota; Eurotiomycetes; Eurotiales; Aspergillaceae. The transcript is spliced from 2 exons. Gene Ontology annotation, cellular component: oligosaccharyltransferase complex. The record is from RefSeq and is a predicted model, not a curated record.
AUGAUCUCCGACGAUGAUCUCCACCGCCUCGCCAUCUUCCUCGGCUCCUGCGCCAUGAUCUUGAUCAUCCUCUACCACUUCCUCGAAGUCAAUGCCAAAGACGAUGACUCGGAGACGUCUGCCUCAACGAUAAACAAGGCCGCUGGUGUGUCGGGGGGGUCGUCUGGUGCGGGGGCUGCGACCGCGGGCGGUUCAUCCAUCGGUGAUGACUCCAUCAAGUAUAUCCCCCCGAGGGGCUAA